AUGGCUAUUUUAUCCAAUUCAUCAAAAAUUACUUAUUCCGGAACCGGAAGACGUAAAACAUCUAUAGCAAGAGUUCAAUUAACACCUGGUUCGGGUAAAUUAAUUAUUAACGGAAUUCCUGGAGAAUCAUACUUACAAUUUAGUCCUAACUAUUUACGUAUAUCAUAUGGGCCUCUCAAAAUAUUAGGUCUAAGUAAAGAAUAUGAUAUUUAUGUAAAAGCAGAAGGUGGAGGAUUAACAGGUCAAGCAGAUGCUAUUAGACUCGGUAUAGCAAGAGCACUAUGCACAAUUAAUUCAGAAAAUCGUGUUGCUCUAAAAUCAGAAGGGUUUUUAACUAGAGAUGCACGCGUAAAAGAAAGAAAAAAAUAUGGCUUACGUAAAGCAAGAAAAGCACCUCAAUAUUCAAAACGUUAA
Chondrus crispus (carragheen) is the source of this 414-nucleotide messenger RNA. NCBI's taxonomy places the organism in Eukaryota, Rhodophyta, Florideophyceae, Gigartinales, Gigartinaceae. The record is from the annotation of a RefSeq genome assembly.